AUGGUCAGAUGGGACAUAGUUCCAGCUACCUGCAUCCAGAAUAGUUACAUCAUCAACAUCUAUGAUGAGGGUUAUUGCAUCCCUCCCCAUAUAGAUCACCACGAUUUUGUGAGGACCUUCUGCAUGGUCUCAUUUAUGAACAAAAGCAAUAUAUUAUUUGGAAAAGAAAUUUACAUUGUCGGCCCUGGCGAGUUCAGAGAAACUGUAGAGAUUCCGCUACCAGUUGGUUCAAUUUUGGUCUUGAAAGGAAAUGGGGCAGAUGUCGCCAAGCAGUGCAUCCCAAAGGUGCGACAUCGUAGGGUGUCCAUAACCUUCCAUAGGAUGGACGAUAACAAAGCACCAUAUGGAUUUCAGCCAGACCCAAAACUAGAAUAA
Phalaenopsis equestris is the source of this 375-nucleotide messenger RNA. RefSeq lists its product as uncharacterized. The transcript has a single exon. The record is from RefSeq and is a predicted model, not a curated record. Gene Ontology annotation, biological process: mRNA catabolic process. NCBI's taxonomy places the organism in Eukaryota, Viridiplantae, Streptophyta, Magnoliopsida, Asparagales, Orchidaceae. The coding region runs from base 1 to 375 and encodes 124 amino acids. Gene Ontology annotation, molecular function: demethylase activity; mRNA binding.